AAGUAGCCUCCAGGUCAGUCUCCAAUCUCGGAAGGUUUCUUCGAACGCUGCGACGUUGCAACUCUACCGGUACUGCUGAUGAACUUCUGAUAUGAUGAACAAGAUCUUGCCUUUGAUGACGGAUGGACGAGCCAUGAUGCUGUUUGGAUGUUUGAAGUAGUGUAGCAGCGCUGCACUGGGAAGCGUAUUGAUCCAAAGAUGCCGCCAAUCAAGUCAGCAUCAUCGCCAUCCAGACGACACGUGAUUGUCAAGCUGUUGCUGUUGAGCGUUUCCUGUUUGUGGCUCGUGAUGCAAUUCCAGUUGGUAUGGACGACCACCACGAGUGAGAUGCAUCCUUCCAACAACCACAUCCAUCCAAAAGAGGAACCGAACAAAAAAAAUCCAUCGAAAGAAGAUGCAGCGUCAACCAAUUCGACUUCCGUGGGUUGUAUCUUGGUGAUGGACGACAAUCAUCGUUUGGUGGAAUGGUUGGCGUAUCAUCAUUUUACCAUGAAUCUACGCUAUUUGAUUGUGGCCAUAGAUCCACGUAGUACAACCUCUCCCGAACCGAUUAUGGAACGAUGGAAGCCCUACGGGUUGCAGUAUCAAAUUUGGGGUGAUGACGAUUACAUGGGAGCUCGGGUCCGCGACAAACGGAAUCGACUUUUUGAGUUGGGACGAAAGCAAUUGACCAUGGUGCAUCGAGUCCGACAAAAAGCAUUUUAUCAGUACUGUCUAGAGCACUUGGACUCUCUUGGUCUCAAGAAAUGGACCUUACUUUUGGAUGUGGAUGAAUACUUGGUCAUUCGAAAAGACACGUUCACUAUGGAAAAUCCACAACACGACUUUUCAACCGCAAUGGCAACUCAGGGUGGUGUCUAUCAGUUUGUGCAAGACAUGACCAAGAAAUCCCAGCAAGUUGGCAAUACAAACGAUCAGACACAAUAUGAACAAUUUGCUAGUCCCUGCAUCUCCAUUCCACGGAUUCUCUUUGGCACGACAACUAGCGCUGACUUUGCUGAGCAAAGCGGCAGCAGCAGCCCAGUUCCAUCCGUACUACCACAACAGCUUCAGAACCGGCUAGACACAAUCAGAUGGUUCUAUCAUGCUCAUUACAGUGAAUUCGAUCGCAAUGGAUUGGCCAAGACUAUACUUGAUUUGAGCAGGGUACAAAUCCCCAAACCACACUUUCCAAACCCCGUCAAUCCACACCGUCCUUUUCAAGAUCUCUGUAGGGAUCCCAAACGAAUUCUCGAUAUCAAUGAACAUGCGCUCUUGCGUGUCCAUCACUAUCUGAGCACUUGGGAGACCUACUCAUUUAGAAACGACAGUCGCAAGGGAGGAGAACGAUCACGAGAAGCGUGGGAGUUUCGGGCAUUACAUGCCAGGGAUGGACCUACAAUGGAUAUCGUAGCGUGGUUGCAGGGAUUUGUGCAUCAGUAUGGGUUGGAAACGGCCACACAGUUGUUGGAGGGAGCCGGAGUACCUUCCAGUUACACUCAUGCACCGCAAGUCAAUCAGCAAUGGAACUUUUUGUUUACCCAAGACUUCCUGGACAAGAGUAACUCUCAAUAUGAAUCCAAGUUUGGGCGGUUCUUGCGAAAUCGAACACUGACGUGAGCUGGUUUGGUGGCUGGUGAAGAGCCCAUGAAGAACUACAUGUACGGGGAGGAUUUUUCUUUGCAGACUUCAAUUCCCAAUCAACUCACAACUCUGUGCCAGACGAACGCCGCCGAAUAAGGCGAUGGUGUGGGACUGCUCUACAUGAUGUGGGUGCUCAGCAUGCUUGUGACUGGACUCACCAUAUGCAUACUGCUCCAUCAUUGGGUGUAUCACAGUCCGUCUCUUUGCCGUUGCCAAUAGUCAUUGUCAACCUUCUGGAGUGGUUAGCAAGAGUGAUUUUAUGCACAAAUAAUGGACAACUCCAUGCCUCCCCCACUUCAAGAAACUUCUUCCCAAGGGUCUUAUGCUUCCAAUCAUCAGUGGAAACAUUAUCAUGUGCUGAAUUACUAGGCUGAUGGCAAUCCUCAGUUUGGGGAGGGCACAUCUAUCACCCCACUCCAGCGGCUGUCGAGUCUGUGGUGCAAUGAUAAAUACGCUAACAAGAGGAUACUUGAAAUCAAUAAUUCUAUUAGACGAGGCCUUGCUAGCCUGUACCAAAACUCAG
Messenger RNA from Seminavis robusta, 2146 nucleotides. NCBI's taxonomy places the organism in Eukaryota, Bacillariophyta, Bacillariophyceae, Naviculales, Naviculaceae. The record is from the annotation of a GenBank genome assembly.